This is a messenger RNA of Suricata suricatta (meerkat), 4157 nucleotides long. RefSeq names its product transportin 3 (gene TNPO3). Gene Ontology annotation, cellular component: cytoplasm; nuclear membrane. Gene Ontology annotation, biological process: protein import into nucleus. Lineage: Eukaryota; Metazoa; Chordata; Mammalia; Carnivora; Herpestidae. The coding region runs from base 361 to 2991 and encodes 876 amino acids. The transcript is spliced from 22 exons. The record is from RefSeq and is a predicted model, not a curated record.
GCAGCGUCUUCCGGUCCGGGUUCACGCGGCUUAGGUACACUGCAUGGUUGGUGUCGCGCCGGGACUGAUUUUUGAGGACAAGACACUAGGUAAAGAGGCGAGCACGGCGUCUGAAAUUACAAGUCUGGAGUCUAGAGGAAGAAUAAGAAAAAAGGCCGGGAACCCGAAUACAAUCUAACCUCUGUUUCCGAGGGGGCAACUUCCACGGGAACCCCUCUGCCCUGGUAACGGCCAAAGAGGAGAUGGCGCCAGCCAGGGAGCGGCUGUGGCCGACACAGUGAGGAAGCCUGAAGGCGGAGCAACCAGAGAAGCCUCGGGAGAACCGCCAGAGCCGUCGCUGCCGCUACCACUGCCACCACCAUGGAAGGGGCAAAGCCGACUUUGCAGCUCGUGUACCAGGCAGUGCAGGCGCUUUACCACGACCCAGAUCCCAGCGGAAAGGAGCGCGCCUCGUUUUGGCUUGGGGAGCUGCAGCGUUCGGUUCAUGCAUGGGAGAUUUCAGACCAAUUGUUACAGAUCCGACAGGAUGUGGAAUCAUGCUAUUUUGCUGCACAGACCAUGAAAAUGAAGAUUCAGACCUCAUUUUAUGAGCUCCCCACAGACUCUCAUGCCUCUUUACGGGACUCAUUAUUAACUCAUAUCCAGAACUUGAAAGACUUGUCACCUGUCAUUGUAACGCAGCUGGCUUUAGCAAUAGCAGAUCUUGCGCUACAGAUGCCUUCCUGGAAGGGGUGUGUACAAACAUUGGUGGAAAAAUAUAGCAAUGAUGUAACUUCUCUGCCUUUUUUGCUGGAGAUCCUUACAGUGUUACCUGAAGAAGUACAUAGCCGUUCCUUACGAAUUGGGGCCAACCGGCGCACAGAAAUUAUAGAAGAUUUGGCUUUCUACUCUAGUACAGUAGUAUCUCUACUGAUGACCUGUGUAGAAAAAGCAGGAACAGAUGAGAAGAUGCUUAUGAAGGUCUUUCGCUGUUUGGGAAGUUGGUUUAACUUAGGAGUUUUGGACAGUAACUUUAUGGCUAACAAUAAGUUACUAGCACUCCUUUUUGAGGUUUUGCAACAAGAUAAGACCUCAUCCAACCUACAUGAAGCUGCUUCAGAUUGUGUGUGCUCAGCUCUCUAUGCCAUUGAGAAUGUGGAGACUAACUUGCCAUUAGCCAUGCAACUUUUUCAAGGAGUCCUGACAUUGGAGACUGCCUAUCAUAUGGCCGUGGCACGUGAAGAUUUAGACAAAGUUCUGAAUUACUGCCGUAUUUUCACUGAACUGUGUGAAACUUUCCUUGAAAAAAUUGUUUGUACUCCAGGCCAAGGUCUUGGGGACCUACGAACUCUGGAACUGCUGCUUAUUUGUGCAGGACAUCCUCAGUAUGAGGUGGUAGAAAUUUCCUUUAACUUUUGGUACCGACUUGGGGAACAUUUGUACAAAACCAACGAUGAAGUUAUUCAUGGAAUCUUCAAAGCUUACAUUCAGAGGCUGCUCCAUGCCUUGGCUCGACACUGCCAGCUAGAACCAGACCAUGAGGGUGUUCCUGAGGAGACUGAUGAUUUUGGAGAGUUUCGGAUGAGGGUAUCAGACCUGGUGAAAGACUUGAUUUUCUUGAUUGGGUCUAUGGAGUGUUUUGCUCAGUUAUAUUCUACUCUGAAAGAAGGCAACCCACCCUGGGAGGUGACAGAAGCGGUUCUCUUUAUCAUGGCUGCUAUAGCAAAGAGUGUUGAUCCGGAGAACAACCCAACCCUUGUGGAGGUGCUAGAAGGAGUGGUCCGUCUUCCAGAGACUGUCCAUACAGCUGUGCGGUACACCAGCAUCGAACUGGUUGGAGAGAUGAGCGAAGUGGUUGAUCGAAACCCUCAGUUUCUUGACCCUGUGUUGGGCUAUUUGAUGAAGGGCCUGUGCGAAAAGCCUCUGGCUUCUGCUGCAGCCAAAGCCAUUCAUAACAUUUGCUCUGUCUGCCGAGACCACAUGGCUCAGCACUUUAAUGGACUCCUGGAGAUUGCCCGUUCCCUUGAUUCCUUCAUGUUGUCUCCGGAAGCUGCUGUGGGCUUGCUAAAAGGGACAGCACUUGUCCUAGCCAGAUUACCUUUGGAUAAGAUUACUGAAUGCCUUAGUGAACUUUGUUCUGUUCAGGUUCUGGCAUUGAAAAAGCUGUUGUCUCAGGAGCCCAGCAACGGCAUAUCCUCAGAUCCCACUGUGUUCUUAGAUCGCCUUGCAGUAAUAUUUAGACACACCAAUCCUAUUGUGGAAAAUGGACAAACUCAUCCGUGCCAAAAAGUCAUACAGGAAAUGGUGAACGUAUACCAUGUACAUCAGCACUCCUGUUUCCUGUACCUUGGCAGUAUCCUUGUGGAUGAAUAUGGCAUGGAAGAGGGCUGUCGGCAGGGACUACUAGACAUGCUCCAGGCAUUGUGCAUCCCCACCUUUCAGCUGUUAGAACAGCAGAAUGGGCUCCAGAAUCACCCUGACACCGUAGAUGACCUGUUCAGGCUGGCCACCAGGUUUAUUCAGCGUAGUCCUGUUACCUUGCUGCGGAGCCAAGUGGUCAUCCCCAUCUUGCAGUGGGCCAUUGCCUCUACUACCCUGGACCACCGGGAUGCCAAUUGUAGUGUCAUGAGGUUCCUACGAGACCUCAUCCAUACAGGGGUAGCCAAUGAUCAUGAAGAAGAUUUUGAAUUACGGAAAGAACUGAUUGGACAGGUGAUGAACCAGCUUGGACAGCAACUUGUCAGCCAGCUGCUCCACACCUGCUGCUUCUGUCUCCCUCCCUACACCCUCCCAGACGUGGCCGAAGUGCUCUGGGAGAUCAUGCAGGUUGACAGACCGACUUUUUGUCGAUGGUUAGAGAAUUCCUUGAAAGGUUUGCCAAAGGAGACAACUGUGGGAGCUGUCACGGUGACGCACAAACAGCUUACAGAUUUCCACAAGCAAGUCACUAGUGCUGAGGAAUGUAAACAAGUUUGCUGGGCCUUGCGAGACUUCACCAGGUUGUUUCGAUAGCUCACGCUCCUGCACUGUGCCUGUCACCCAGGAAUGUCUUUUUUAAUUAGAAGACAAGAAGAAAACAAAACCCAGACUGUGUCCCACAAUCAGAAACCUCCAUUGUGGCAGAGGGGCCUUCACCGCCACCAGGGCGUCCCGCCAGACAGGGAGAGACUCCAGCCUUCAGAGGCCAUCCUGAGGAGCUCCUGUUUGGGGUGUGAGGGAAAAUCAGCGCGGUUUAAGAAAAGAUGGCUGUGGCCUGUCCGGCGUGGUGGGAGGGGAGCUGGUUUCCUGGUGAACUUGUUUCAAAAGGAAAAAUAAUUUUAAAGAAAUAAAAAAGGAAAAAAAAGGAAAACUAAACGGAAACCAGAACUGAAACGUUCACUUGGCAGCAGUGACACACACACAUACACACACGUACCUGUACACACGUGCUGACACGCAUGUGCACAGUAAAAUAAAAGUGCAAAUUUUUGUGAAGCAGAAACCAUUUACUUAGAAAAUGGGAAUUCAGAUGAAAUAACUGCAAUUGGAAGAAAAGGGUCGGGAUCAUCUCUUAAGGUUUUUUAUUGUUUUUUCCUCUCUUUCUCUCCCACCCUCCAUGCCCUUUCCCCCCUCCUCUUUUAACAAAAAUGAGUAGAAAUUUAUCCCACUCUCCCAGUGUUUCUUCCCCCGUCUAGAGUUGCUCAGACAUGGAGAAGCCUGUUUGUUUUAUAUCAUGGUCUCAUCAGUGAUACAGUUCCUACGAGGGCCAAAACUCACGUAUAUCCCAACCCUGACCCUAUCCAGUCUCUAAAUCCACUUCCAAUCCACAGUGGGUUGUCAUCCGCCAAAACUAGGGUGAGUGGGAUAUAAAUGUAUAUUCUAAGUUUUAGUGUUUUUAAGAUUUUUUUAAAAUUUUUCACCCACAGACAUGAGAGAGGAAAAAAGGAGGGUGGGAAUAUGGGGGAAAGUGUUUACAGGGCUAACUGUAUUUUACUAAAAAAUGUGGAAAUUAUUUGACUUCGUUGGGGGGUGAGGCGGGAGAGGGAAACCCAAAGCUGAUCUUAAUGUUUUAAAGGAGUUGCAGCCCUGCACAGGCAUUAGAUUUGAGGGCACUGUUCUGUCUGGUGUUACAGCCAUCUCAAGAACAAAUCAACAGCAACAAAAAAAAGAGAAAAAAACAAUAAAUUUUUAAAAUUUAA